UGGCUGAGCCCCAGCCGCAGUGGCCCGGAGCCCCGGACCUGGUGGAGGUAGCAGCGGCAUCGACAUGGCCUUUGAUUCUGAGGACAAUGUGUACCACAGCUCAAAUGCUAUCUACAGAGCCUCAAGCAGUCCUCAAAAAGCUGACCAGGAAGCCCUGCUGGGGAAACAACUAGACUACCCAGCCCCCGGCCUGCAGAGGCCAGAGGACAGAUUUAAUGGUGCCUACAUCAUCUUCUUCAGCCUGGGGAUUGGGGGCCUACUGCCCUGGAACUUUUUUGUCACUGCCAAGGAGUACUGGGCAUUUAAACUCCGCAACUGCUCCAGCCUGGCCUCGGGGAAGGACUCUGAGGACACAGACAUCCUGAACUACUUUGAGAGCUACCUGGCGGUUGCCUCCACUGUCCCCUCUUUGCUGUGCCUUGUGGCCAACUUCCUGCUUGUCAACAGAAUCCAGGUGCAUGUGCGUGUUUUGGCCUCACUGUCUGUCUCACUGGCCAUCUUCGUGGUUAUGAUUGCGCUGGUGAAGGUGGAUACUUCUUCUUGGACCCAAGGCUUCUUCAGUGUUACCAUCGUGUGUAUGGCCAUCGUGAGCGGCUCCUCCACCAUCUUCAAUAGCAGCGUGUACGGCCUGACAGGCUUGUUCCCCAUGAGGAAUGCCCAGGCAUUGAUAUCAGGAGGAGCCAUGGGAGGGACAGUCAGUGCUGUGGCCUCGCUGGUGGACCUGGCAGCAUCCAGUGACGUGCGGGACAGCGCCCUAGCCUUCUUCCUCACAGCAGCAGUCUUCCUUGGGCUCUGUGUGGGGCUCUUCCUACUGCUGCCCCAGCUGGAGUAUGCCAGGUACUACAUGAGGCCAGUUACCCCUGCUCACGUGUUUUCUGGUGAAGACAACCUAUCACAGGACACUCCCAGCACCUCCUCAGUGGCUCCUGCAUCCAGAGUGGUACACACGCCACCCCUCAGGCCCAUUCUGAAGAAGACGGCUGGCCUUGGGUUCUGUACUGUUUUCCUUUACUUUGUCACUGCCCUCAUCUUUCCUGCCAUCUGCACCAACAUCCAGUCCAUACAUAAGGGCACCGGCUCUCCAUGGACCUCCAAGUUCUUUGUGCCACUCACUGUCUUCCUCCUUUUCAACUUUGCUGACCUCUGUGGCCGACAGGUCACAGCCUGGAUCCAGGUGCCAGGUCCUAGGAGCAAGGCGCUCCCCGGAUUGGCACUCUUGCGUGUCUGCCUCGUGCCCUUCUUUCUGCUCUGUAACUACCAGCCACGCUCACACCUGACUGUGGUGCUUUUUCAGUCUGACAUCUACCCUGUGCUCUUCACCUGCCUCUUGGGGCUCAGCAAUGGCUACCUCAGUACUCUGGUGCUCAUCUAUGGCCCCAAGAUUGUACCCCGGGAGCUGGCUGAGGCCACCAGUGUAGUGAUGACUUUCUAUAUUUCUGUGGGCUUGUUGCUGGGCUCAGCUUGUGCAGCCCUGCUUGAACACUUUAUCUAGGAGGGGGAAGCAAGGAUGUGGGUACUGUGUGAGGCUUGGGCCCUUGGGAGACGUGCAGGGUGAGCUGAGGUCUCCGAUGCUGUGGGCUGGCCUUUCAUUUGGUGCAGAGCUGAGCCCACUCAGGCUGCCUUUCUCUCAGACUGCUUGGGAGCCACAUCCUAGCAACAUUUUGUGCAGGGAGACAUUCCAGACACAGCCCAGCAUGGUGCCUCAUACCUAUAAUCCCGGCAUUUAAGAGGCUGAGCUGGAGGACUGCUGUGAAUUUGAGGCCAGCCUGGCUGCAUAGUAGAACCUUAUCUCAAAAAAUAAGCUAAAACAAAAACCCUGAGACAUCCCAAACACUUCAAACACUCCAGAGCCCUUUGAAGGGUGUGGUUAUUGGUGGGAUAUAGCUCGACUGAUAGCUUACUUGUUCAGCAUUCUUGAAGGCCUGGCUCCCAUCCCCAGCACAACAUAAACUGGACAUGUUUAGUGAAAGCCUGUAGUCCUAUCACUUGAGAGGUAGAAGCAGGAGGAUCAGAAGUUCAAGGUCAUCUUCAGUUACAUAGGGAGUUUGAGGCCAAUCUGGGCUACAAGAGACAGUGUCUCAAAAAAAAGAAAGUACAGUUGUAAAGAUGGGAGUGGUAAUAUUACCUUUAUAGCUAAUAAAUACCCUAUGUCUAACUUGUGUUGUUACAAGGCCAGAGCCCAGCCUUUCUAACUGACAGCAAGGUGGGAGAGAAUCUUCAGGGUUCCCUAUUCUGAAAGAGGCUCCUGGAUUUGAGAUCCCCUCUCAAAUGGCCAGUACUCAGAUCAGGGCCCAAACAUGUGCUGAUCCUUCAGCUCUGUGGGUGGGAGGAGGCCAAACAGCUGAAAAGCUCCACAAGGCAGGCUUCCCAAGCCUUCCUACCUAAGGCCUGGGCUCCUGAAGUCUCCCUGUAUCAGGAACUGGAUGUGGUAGGCCUGGUCUUCAGAUGAGGACCAGGUGUCCCAGUGACCCGGGACCUAUUUAGCGCAGGGGGAAGUCGUUUCAACAGUCAUAUUUACAGCCUGUUGGAACACUUGGUUUUUUACUAUGCAAGGGCAUAGUAAAUAAUGGGGUUCUCAAUGUGAACUUUGUUGGUGUUUCCAUCAGUUGAGGUCUUAGCAAGAGGCAAUAUGUUAAGACUGGGUGAUUUGGAGGGAUGUAGGGACAGGUACAAGAGCCCCAAGGGCUUGGGGUGUGGUACCUUUCCUUGUUGCUGUAACAAAAUACCUGACUAACACAGGUUAAGGAAGGAAAGGUUUCUUCUGGCUUACAGUCUAAGAGGGGUCACCGUCCUCAGUCACCGAGGUGGGAAAGGCACAGAAGUGAAUGUGAAAGUGGCUGAUCACAGUGUAUACCCAGUUGAGGAUCUCAGUCCAUGGGACGGUGCUGUGCUGCCCACAUGCACAUGGGUCUUCUUCUCUCAGCUAUACUUCUCUGGAAACAUCCUAGCAGACAAGCAGGUUUCCAUGGUGAUUCUAAAUCCGGUCUCAUAGACAAUGGAGAUUAACCAUCAUACUGAAUAUGAUUAACCAUCAUAUUCAGAAACCGGUAAGACUGAGGCCCUUCCACGCUUAGCCCGAAGAGGGAGAUCAGCAAGCCUUUCUAGAGUGUACACAUGUGACCUUGUUUGGGGUGAGCAGGGGCAGCUCUAGACAGCAGUGACCUCAGGAGAGAGGCAGAGACUUCCUCCUCCACCCACUCACCCUCCAUUUGCCACUGAGGAUUGUACAGCCCCCAGGAAGGGAGGAAGCAGGUAAGCUGAGGGUGAGGUGUUGUUCAGCAGGGCUAGCUGUCCCCUCUGUGGUCAUAGGUUUCCAGAUGUCAGGGCAGUGCUGGCACUUGCUCUGCAAUUUGGGGUGGCUUUGUUCUGCUUCCGUUCCCAACAGUUGUAAUUGUAAUUAUUUCAGAAGCUCCAUUGCCCCACCCAGUAUGCCACGGCCCCUCAUACUCCAUAUGUGCGGCGACACAGAUACCAAGUUCACAGAGGCUUCUGAGAGAUUAUUCUUCUGGGAGAAGGACUAGCUUGGGGAUUGAGAAACUUCUCCAGACCUUUCUCAGGAUUCCUGCAGACAGAGGAGCCCAGCACAUGGCUACCCUCUGAGCCGAGAGCUGGUGGAGGAGCAUGGGCUGGAAGAUCCUACAGAUGCUGAUUAAGUGAGAGGUGGUGUAAUCUCUCCUGUGGCAUCAGCUUAUGCUCCCUACCCUCAUCUGCUUCACACUCCCGCUCCAGCUGAAGGAUGGGAGAAGACACCCUUGAGAGGUAUUUUAAACUUGAACAUAAUAAAAACAAAACAAACAAACAAAAAGCAAAGGAAAAAAAAUGUAUUAGCAACCCCCAGUGUAAUGCUGUAGAUGGUCUCAGGUGUGUGACUAGGGGUGACUCAUCCCAGCCUUGGGUGUGCUAUGUGGGCACACAUUUCUUUAAUGUGUCUCAUUAAAGAAAAACAGUUCUC
This is a messenger RNA of Psammomys obesus (fat sand rat), 3952 nucleotides long. RefSeq names its product solute carrier family 29 member 3 (gene Slc29a3). Gene Ontology annotation, molecular function: nucleoside transmembrane transporter activity. The record is from RefSeq and is a predicted model, not a curated record. Gene Ontology annotation, biological process: nucleoside transmembrane transport. The transcript is spliced from 6 exons. Gene Ontology annotation, cellular component: plasma membrane; Golgi apparatus. NCBI's taxonomy places the organism in Eukaryota, Metazoa, Chordata, Mammalia, Rodentia, Muridae. The coding region runs from base 65 to 1492 and encodes 475 amino acids.